This is a messenger RNA of Orbicella faveolata, 3645 nucleotides long. Its product is annotated as soluble guanylate cyclase 88E-like. Gene Ontology annotation, biological process: response to oxygen levels; cGMP biosynthetic process; nitric oxide-cGMP-mediated signaling. NCBI's taxonomy places the organism in Eukaryota, Metazoa, Cnidaria, Anthozoa, Scleractinia, Merulinidae. Gene Ontology annotation, molecular function: guanylate cyclase activity; heme binding. The record is from RefSeq and is a predicted model, not a curated record. Gene Ontology annotation, cellular component: guanylate cyclase complex, soluble.
AGAUAGAGUGUCGGUGCCAAGGAAUAGACGGUGACAAAGCUAAGAUGAUAAAUUUGGCUCGCUUCCUAUCCAUUAUGCACACAGAGCGGACCUAUGUUUAUCUAUCAUCUGGCGCGAACCGUUGACCACAAUAUGGCGGGAACAUGAACUUUCUUGACUUUAUCAAGAUUCCUAAUCAUGAGCUAAUCAUGCGCAGGCCGAGGUUUAUUAUUCAAACGCUUCUGGCGGCGAGUUCAGGGUGAAAGGAAUCAAGUGAUCUAAAUUAGCUUUGUGAAUACGAAAGCGAAUCAAUUAACUAAGCGACGGCACAAGGCAAUCUUUGCUGACACCUUUCCAGCCUACCGAUCACUCAUUAUUUUGUUUUUUCCGGGCUUUUGUUAGCUGGAUUUCAGCCGCCUGGUUUAAUAGAGUGACUGGAGAGCCAUUGUGUGUGAAGAAGUCUGAGUACUGCAAGCCCACGAUCUUUGGUAACGACAAACCGCGACAAACACACUUAUUUUUGUGCUCGCUUUGCCGCUGCCGCUAAAAAAAAAUAUUAUGUUACAGCUGGAUAUAUUUGGCAGAACAGCUUGAUGCUGUCAGAAGGGAUUGAGCUUGAGAUCGACUUUUGUACUUCUUCGAUCUUCGCGUCAACCUUGGACGGAUUAAUAAUGGUUAUCUCAAUGAUCGUGUUGCAAACACAGACCAAACAAUAGCAGUUUCCUAGGUCGUGUUAAUGUUUUGGCAGAUAUUAUUUAUCAAUUUCUCAUCUGCUGUUUGGUCGGUUGCGUGCGUGACACUUCAUCUUGUUUCUGGGCAUCGGCUAAAUAUUGUUCGACGCCAUCUGCUUAUCAUUCUCGUAAGCAGAGCACAGUUAAGAUGUACGGCUUGCUUCUCGAGAACUUCCGCUGCGUUAUAUUAGAGAAAUAUGGCGAACCGGCUUGGAACAAAAUUGUAGAGAAGUCUGGAACAGGACAUCACACAUUUGCCACGCAUAAAAUAUACUCUGAAGAUGUGAUGGCUCGGCUUGUACAAGCAGCUUUGGAGGUGACGAACCAUACUAGAGAAGAAAUCACUGAAGACGUCGGACUUCAUUUUCUGGGAUUUAUUGGCCAGUAUGGCUACGACAGAAUUUUAAAAGUCCUUGGCAGACACAUGAGGGAUUUUUUGAAUGGUCUGGACAAUCUUCACGAGUAUUUGCGUUUCACCUACCCUAAGUUAAAAGCACCAUCGUUUUUCUGUGACAAUGAAACUGAGACUGGCCUGACAUUGCACUACCGCUCGUCAAGAAAAGGCUUUCUCCACUACGUGAUCGGUCAGAUUAAAGCUGUCGGCCGAUUCUUCUAUCAUCUUGAAGUGGAUGUGAAGGUUUUGGAGUACAAUGAAAACAACCACGGGAGUUACGCACUGUUUCAGUUGACCUUCGACAACAGCGUUUACAUGGAGACCCGUCGACGGCCCAAACGGCAUUCUGUUAUCUCGCUCAACGGCGAAGCCGGGGACUUGAAGAUACCGAUGGAUGUAUUUUACGAAGUCUUUCCCUUUCAUAUUGUUUUCGAUCGACAGAUGGUGAUUUCCAGCACUGGAAAUAGUCUAGAGGCUGUGUUGCCAGACCUUCCUGGCAAAAAGAUUGCUUCGCAGUUUACUUUGAUUCGACCGUUCACGGAGUUUACAUGGGAAAAUGUGACGACUCACACCAAUGUGGCAUUUGAAUUACUGUCAAUUGAGGCCGUGGUACAAAACAACAAUCCUGCCAUCCUGAAUCUUCAAAAUGGAGAGGCGAUGGUGAAUGGAAAGAAACAGGAAAGUGCUGAUGAAGACUCUGGCUGUCACAUCCAUCUCAAGGGACAGAUGUUGUUUAUGGAUGAGUGGCAAUCAAUGGUCUACCUUGCAACUCCUAUCAUUGAGAAGUUGGAUGUGAUGUGCUGCAUGGGUUUAUAUAUCAAUGACUUGAGCAUGCAUGAUUCAAGUAGAGACCUUGUGUUAGCUGGGACACAGCAGUCGGCAGAACUGAGACUGGCUCUUGAUCAGGAAUUGGUCAAAAGUGCUAAACUUGAGGAAAGUAUGAAGGAGCUGGAUAUUGAGAAGAGACGCACAGAUUCAUUGCUGUAUCAAAUGAUCCCAAGAUCUGUGGCUGAUCGUCUGAGGCAGGGUGAACCAGCUCUUAAUACUUGUGAGAUGUUCCAUGAUGUGUCUGUUCUGUUCAGUGAUGUAGUGGGAUUCACGCACAUUUGUUCUCUGAUAAGCCCCAUGGAAGUAGUUACCAUGUUGAAUAACAUGUACACAGUCUUUGAUCAGAUCAGCGAGCAACACAAUGUCUACAAGGUGGAGACAAUUGGUGAUGCAUACAUGAUUGUGAGUGGUGUUCCUGAGCGUAGCCAUUACCAUGCAGAACAUGUUGCCGACCUUGCACUGGAUAUGAUAUCUGCCAUGCCGACACUUUGUGAUCCUUCGAAAUCAUCCCAACACCUCAAAAUCAGGAUAGGUGUACAUACCGGAAUGGUUGUAGCAGGUGUAGUUGGUUUGAAAAUGCCACGGUAUUGUUUGUUUGGUGACACUGUCAACACAGCCUCUAGGAUGGAGUCCUCUGGACUGGCAAUGAGGAUCCACAUCAGUGAGACAACUUACAAUUGUUUACAAACUGCCAACUACGUCACAAAGCAGCGAGGCAGCAUUGAUAUUAAGGGCAAGGGAGGAAUGAAGACGUUUUGGCUGGUUGGUAAGAAAGAAGGAGGAGAAGCCACCCAGACCUUCAUGUCCAUGGUUGGCGGCCAUACAACUGCUAUUGGUCCUCACUGUGAAACAGGCAGAUUAUCUGCCACCCAGAGUAAACCCAGCCUUCAGCCAGUGAUGGGGUCGUUCUUUGAAGAAGAUGAAGCCAAUGAAGAAGAUGAUGAUGUAGUGAUACAGCAGAAAGACAGUCCAGUCGCAUAUUAUGGUCAUGUUCCACACACACCACAUAACAUAAAUGGCCUGCACUUUCAGUGGGACAAGGUCAAGGGUAAUGACGAUAUAAUAAAAGCAGAUAAUUCUGCCACAGAUGAAAAGAAAAGCAAAUCAAAUGAGGAAAAUGAGAAAAACACUCAAGAACAAGCCAAGCCACCUGGACAAGCCAAACCUUCAAAUGUUGCAUCAACAUCCCUGUGCAAUCUUUUUUAACUUACUACUGGUCAGUAACUUAAGUAUCCUAUUUACACAAGAUGCAAAGAAAACCAAUUUUCAAGUUUGCCUCAGGGCAAGCUGUAAUAAUUAUGAUUCACUAGUCCAAAAAGCAUCCUCACUACUACCCUACCCCCCCUCUCCCCCUCAUCCACCCAUCCGAAAAGAAGAGGUCUGCUGCAGAGAACCUCUCAGUUGGCCAACUGCAGGGUGUAUAAAGACUCUGCUUUGUGACCUUUAUGGAUCUCACAGAUCUUACAGGGAGAUUGUCUUUUUAUGGGUUGAAUCAGUUGGAUUUCACGAACAGUAAUGUUCAUGUAAAUAUGUUUACUUACACUCAGGAGCACAUCACUUUGAACAAGAUGAUAUGCUUCUGAUAAACUUUAAAUAUUAGAGUCUUGAACAAUAACUAGUGGUGUGCCCCAAAAAAGACCUGUACAUAGUUGCUACAUUAUAGACAUAGAAAGUAUUUUUACUUUUAUUAGAUCUAAUGCUCGGUUUUAAUCU